Belonocnema kinseyi is the source of this 2941-nucleotide messenger RNA. It is a transcript of the gene klhl10, whose product is annotated as kelch-like protein 10. The record is from RefSeq and is a predicted model, not a curated record. Lineage: Eukaryota; Metazoa; Arthropoda; Insecta; Hymenoptera; Cynipidae. The transcript has 9 exons. Gene Ontology annotation, molecular function: protein binding. The coding region runs from base 631 to 2580 and encodes 649 amino acids.
UUUUUUGGAGGAACCGUGACCUAAAUGCGAAACUCAAUUUAAUGAAUGUCAAUAUAAAAUUUUGAUCAGAGGGUUUUUGCGCUGAUGGAACGAAUCGCGGAAAAAUGGUCCUCUCUUGUCAAUCAACAGUCAUUGACUGAAUGGCGGACAUGUAAGAUCUAUGUCACUGCCCGAGGCGACUCUUUUAUAAAAUCAGACUAAAAAGCUUAUUUCUUUUUUCCCCUCUCUCACCUCGUCGAACCAACUCUUCUUCCUCAAAAAACGUCAACAGUCAAACGAUUUAAAUCCCGCCAGUCCACGUGACAGUCCGUCGCCGAAAGUCAAAACUGGGGAGAUAUAAGUCGAAACUCAACCAUAACUUGAGUUUCCAAUCCUAUCAACUCGCGAUUUUUCGAAUUUUGGUAAAUUUCAAGUCUGAAACCGACCAACUUGUCGGGAUUUUCUCGAAUUUUAAUAUCAACCUUCAACCUUCAACCUAUGAAGAUUCUUAACCUUCAAGAUAUACAAAACCUGGAAAAUUUUCAUGAAGUUGUAUCAAGAAUAAUUUGAAGAAGCUGGGGUCGAUCGCUGGUGGUUGUACGGCCCCCAUCGCUCGAGAUCCCGAGGAUUCGUCAUUGAGGAAUACCUGAUAUGGAUGUGGACCCGACCGAUAGCAACAACGAAGACAACUGCACCACUAACACGCAGCGACUUAUCGCCGAAAAUGGCGGCCGAUGCAUGAGCACCCAGGCGAUGCAAUCACUCUAUGAUUUGCGACAAAAUAAUCUUCUUUGUGACGCCAUAAUCAGGCUCCACGAUGGCGGAGUUUUUCACAUUCACAGGGCUAUUUUGUCUGCCUGCAGUACCUAUUUCAGAGCCCUAUUUACCACUACUCUCCACUCCCGAGAGAAGACAGACGUCCUCCUUCCAGGAGUCAGUAGCAGGACGAUGAAUUUAUUACUUGAAUAUGCAUAUUUGCGAUCCCUGGAAGUCACCCGAGAAAAUGUCUGUCAGCUUUUAAUUACUGCGGACUAUCUCAGCAUCCUUGGUGUCCUGGAACUUUGUUGUGAUUAUUUAAGGGAAAAUUUAGCAGCCGAAAAUUGCAUUGGGGUGAUGAAAUUUGCAAGGGAACACUUUUGCAGGGGAUUAGAAGCAGACGCUCAUCGAUUUGUUAUGAGGCACUUUGUGCAGGUGGCUCAAAGAAGUGACGAGGUACUAAAUUUACCAAUUGAAGAAUUGAGAACUUUAGUAGGUGCUGACGAACUAAACGUGAAGAGUGAGGAAGUAGUUUGGGAGUUGGUCUUAAGAUGGAUAAAUCAUAAACCUGAUGCAAGAAAAGCUCAUAUUGUGGAACUAAUGAAGAAUAUCCGACUCGGUCUUCUCGACACUCAAUUCUUCCUUGAGAAUGUGAAGGACCAUCCUUACGUUACAGGAAAUGAAGCUUGUCGUCCAAUUAUUAUUGAGACUCUCAAAUUCCUCUACGAUUUGGAAAUGAUAACCCAAAAGGAUGGGGAAAUUCCUACUCCGGAGAUUGCGAGACCUCGGGUGCCUCAUGAAAUUCUAUUCGCGAUUGGUGGAUGGAGUGGAGGAAGUCCAACAAAUUAUAUGGAGACUUACGACACGAGAGCGGAUCGCUGGGUUAAGGUUGAGGAAGUUGAUCAAACUGGGCCAAGAGCAUACCAUGGCACAGCAGUUGUAGGAUUCAAUAUCUACGUGAUUGGAGGUUUUGAUGGUGUUGAUUAUUUUAAUAGCUGUCGAUGUUUCAAUGCUGUUACAAAAGUGUGGAGAGAGGUUGCUCCCAUGAAUGCAAGGAGAUGUUAUGUAAGUGUUGCUGUACUAAAUGAUAUGGUAUAUGCAAUGGGAGGUUACGAUGGAUAUCAUCGACAAAAUACAGCAGAACGUUAUAAUUAUAAAAGGAAUCAGUGGUCCUAUAUAGCACCCAUGUUUUUUCAAAGAUCAGACGCCAGUGCAACUACCCUGAAUGACAAAAUUUAUAUCACGGGUGGUUUCAACGGACAGGAGUGCAUGAGUUCUGCUGAAGUCUAUGAUCCGGAAACCAAUCAAUGGACGAUUAUUACUCCCAUGAGGUCGCGCAGAAGUGGUGUUUCUUGCAUUUCGUAUCACAAUUGCGUCUAUGUGAUUGGUGGAUUCAAUGGAAUAUCGAGAAUGUGUAGUGGAGAAAAAUACAAUCCAGAAACCGAUACUUGGUCCCCGAUACCGGAUAUGUAUAAUCCUCGUAGUAAUUUUGCUAUUGAAGUCAUUGACGAUAUGAUUUUUGCUAUUGGUGGAUUUAAUGGAGUUACUACUAUAUACCGUGUCGAGUGCUAUGAUGAAAGGACCAAUGAAUGGUAUGAAGCUACAGACAUGAAUAUUUUCCGAUCAGCAUUAUCAGCAUGUGUAAUAAUGGGACUUCCCAAUGUUUAUGAUUACAUUCACAAACAUCGAGAAAGACUGAUGGAAGAAAAAAGACAAAAAUUACUUGCCCUUGAAGUUCAACGAACUCAACAACAACUAAUGCAAAGACAACAAACAAAUAUCAACAACAGCGUUAUGCUACCAGCUUUGAUAAAUCAAAACCAUCAAAAUUCUCAACAUCAAUGAAUUUUUUAUUUCCCCCCAAUACAAAGAUUUUAAAUCUCGACCGAGUUUUACAAAAAAUGUCGACUUUUCAAAGUCGAAGAAAAAAAUCGAAAGUUUAUUUAUAUACAUUAUCAAAACAUAUUUUUUAUAGAAAUAUUGCACGACGAUUUUUGAGAAGACUUUUCAGAAAAGAAUUGGAGAAUUUUAUAACAUAUGUUUUUACUAAAAGCAAAUUUAAGUUAUUUCGGAUUAACCAAAAAAAUCGAGAAAAAAAGUGAUAAGGAAGGAGAGAUGUAAAGAAUUCCUAGAAUUUUUUGAAGGUAAACUGAUGUACGAUUUAAAUUUUGUAUUAGAUUGGGUCUCGAUAUUGACAAUAAAAUUG